AUUAGUUAAUUCCCCCCUCACUCACUCUCUCUCUCUCUUCCAUCAAAAAUUCAAUUCCGGAAGGGGGAAAAAAAAUCCAAAUCCCAGCGAUCGCCGUUGUGGAUGGCGGAGGGAUCAACGAGAGGCGAGAAUGGUAACAUCACCAACAGAAGCAAUCUAUUGAAGACGGAUUCGAUCGAAUCGAGGUGGGUUUUCGAGGACGAGGACGGAUCGAACAGCGACGGAGACGAAAGCGAGGGGUUUUCACGUGGAACGAGCUUCGAUUCAGAGGAUGAGGAUGAUGUCGGUGAGCAGAGGCUUGUUAGGACUGGGCCUAGGGUUGAUUCCUUCGAUGUUGAGGCUCUUGAGGUCCCUGGGGCUCAUCGGAAUGAUUAUGAGGACUUUAAUCUGGGUAGAAACAUCGUUCUCGCUCUUCAGACGCUUGGAGUAGUAUUUGGUGAUGUUGGAACGAGUCCAUUGUACACUUUUGAUGUUAUAUUUAAUAAAUAUCAGAUUACUGGGAAGGAAGAUGUCCUUGGAGCACUCUCCCUUGUUCUAUACACUUUGAUCUUGAUACCACUUGUAAAAUACAUCUUGGUAGUCCUUUGGGGCAAUGAUCAUGGUGAAGGGGGAACGUUUGCUUUAUAUUCGUUGAUAUGUAGAAAUGCAAAGGCUAGUCUUCUUCCAAAUCAGUUACCCUCUGAUGCUCGGAUAUCAAGUUUCCGGUUGAAAGUUCCAUCACCAGAGCUAGAGAGGUCUUUAAAAAUCAAGGAGCGUAUUGAAACCUCAUUGGUACUGAAGAAAUUACUUCUUGUCUUGGUGCUUUUUGGUACCUCCAUGGUGAUAGCAGAUGGAGUUGUUACCCCAGCAAUGUCCGUCAUGUCAGCUGCUAAUGGACUGAAGUUUGGAAUUGAUGGCAUCGGACAAGAUGAAGCUGUGAUGAUAACAGUUGCAUCACUUAUAGUCCUGUUCAGUGUACAGAAAUUUGGGACAAGCAAAGUAGGGCUUGCAGUUGGCCCAGCUCUGUUCAUAUGGUUUUGCUGCCUUGGAGGCAUUGGUAUCUACAACCUCAAGAAGUAUGGCACAACUGUUUUGAGGGCAUUUAACCCUGUUUAUAUAUAUUAUUAUUUCAAGAAAGAUUCCACUCAGGCUUGGAUGUCUCUCGGUGGUUGUCUUCUUUGUGCAACAGGAUCUGAGGCAAUGUUUGCAGAUCUUUGCUAUUUCUCUGUACGAUCUGUUCAGCUUACCUUUAUGUUUCUGGUCCUCCCUUGCCUUCUAUUGGGAUACCUUGGUCAGGCUGCGUUUCUAAUGGAAAAUCUAACUCAGAAUGAGCAGGUUUUCUUUUCUUCAAUUCCAAGUGGAGCUUACUGGCCAGUCUUCCUUGUAGCUUCAGUAGCUGCACUUAUUGCUAGUAGGGCUAUGACAACUGCAACAUUCUCAUGCAUAAAGCAAGCAACAGUUCUUGGAUGCUUUCCUCGACUCAAAAUCAUACAUACAUCUCGAAAAUUCAUGGGUCAGAUUUACAUUCCAGUCAUUAACUGGUUCUUGUUGGUUUCCUCUGUGGCAUUUGUAGCGAGCUUUGGAAGCAUAAAUGAGCUGGGCAAUGCAUAUGGAAUUGCUGAACUUGGGGUUAUGAUGAUGACAACAAUCUUAGUCGCUGUCAUUAUGCUUCUGAUAUGGCAAAUUAACAUUGUCGUUGCAUUUUCCUUUCUCAUUAUCUUUCUGGGAGUGGAACUACUUUUCUUCUCCUCAGUUUUGGGUAGCGUAGGCGAUGGAAGCUGGGUUUUGUUGGUCUUUGCAGCAGUACUGUUUAUGAUAAUGUACAUUUGGAACUAUGGCAGCAAGUUGAAGUACGAAACUGAAGUUAAACAUAAGCUCUCAACGGACUUGCUUACGGAAUUAGGUUCCAACCUUGGUACUAUUAGAGCCCCUGGAAUUGGCUUAGUUUACAACGAAUUAGUUAAAGGAGUUCCUGCAAUAUUUGGUCAUUUUCUGACCACUCUUCCAGCGGUCCACUCUAUGAUCGUAUUUGUAUGCAUAAAGUAUGUGCCAGUUCCUGUAGUGCCUCAAAAUGAGAGGUUUCUUUUCAGGCGUGUUUGUGCAAAAAACUAUCACAUGUUCCGUUGCGUCGCUAGGUAUGGAUAUAAGGAUGUGCGCAAGGAAAACCAUCAAACAUUUGAACAGCUUCUCAUUGAGAGUCUUGAGAAGUUCAUUCGCCGAGAAGCUCAAGAGAGAUCAUUGGAGAGCGAUGAGGAUAGUGACACUGAAACCGAAGAAGAGAACCCGUCCUCACGAAUAGUUAUAGCACCCAAUGGCAGUUCUUACUCACUCAGUGUUCCUCUCCUGGGUGACUUCAACUGUAUUGAGAAGCCAAUCUGUGAGCCAAGUUCUUCCUUCAUUGAUACCCAAGAUGAUGAACUAACAGAAGCAGGGCAGAGUUUUGAGAGGGAGCUCUCAUUCGUUCACAAGGCAAAAGAAUCAGGGGUUGUUUAUCUCCUUGGUCAUGGUGAUAUUAGGGCCAGGAAAGAUUCCUGGUUUAUAAAGAAGCUGGUUAUAAAUUACUUCUAUGCAUUCUUGAGAAAGAACUGUAGAAGAGGGAUCGCAACACUGAGUGUUCCUCAUACAAAUUUAAUGCAAGUGGGCAUGACUUACAUGGUUUGAAAUUUGAGUUACUUGGUUUUUCUUACUUCUGCUGAGUCAUACUAACAGGUUAAGAUCCAAACGCACAUGGUUUAUAGUGCUUGUAACUGUGUUUGGGAACUAAGAAAACUGACCAGAAUUGAGAAAAGACAGUGAGAUGAUUCGUUGUAACUGUGAAGGAUCGAGAAGGCGAGAAAUAUCAAUACAGUGUAAUUUCCCCCCCGUUUUCCUGUACUUUUUUUCCUUCAUUUCCAAGGAAAAUACAAGCUUAGCUACUGUAUUUGUUGUAUUUACACGGAAAAUGUAAUAAAAGAUAGAGAAUAUUUAUUUUCGAUUUUCUGCAAAGAGAAGUGCCUUGUUACGGAUUCUCAGUUUCUCACUUUUGUAGCAUCAUUGUUCAUUUUGGAAGCAUGUACAAGAUUUGAGGAUCAUUUGGAUCUGUUAGUUGAAACUAUUGAAGGAGUUGUAAAGAUCACUUUGUAGUCAUGAACUUUGUUGAUUGACCUUUCAUUGUAUUUGCUUUGACAGAUAUACUCUCUUUUCCACUUUCU
Messenger RNA from Asparagus officinalis (garden asparagus), 3170 nucleotides. RefSeq names its product potassium transporter 7-like. NCBI's taxonomy places the organism in Eukaryota, Viridiplantae, Streptophyta, Magnoliopsida, Asparagales, Asparagaceae. Gene Ontology annotation, biological process: potassium ion transmembrane transport. The transcript is spliced from 10 exons. The coding region runs from base 103 to 2640 and encodes 845 amino acids. The record is from RefSeq and is a predicted model, not a curated record. Gene Ontology annotation, cellular component: vacuolar membrane; plant-type vacuole. Gene Ontology annotation, molecular function: potassium ion transmembrane transporter activity.